Dendrobium catenatum is the source of this 967-nucleotide messenger RNA. Its product is annotated as 40S ribosomal protein S15. NCBI's taxonomy places the organism in Eukaryota, Viridiplantae, Streptophyta, Magnoliopsida, Asparagales, Orchidaceae. The coding region runs from base 159 to 620 and encodes 153 amino acids. The transcript has 5 exons. Gene Ontology annotation, biological process: ribosomal small subunit assembly; translation. Gene Ontology annotation, molecular function: structural constituent of ribosome; RNA binding. The record is from RefSeq and is a predicted model, not a curated record. Gene Ontology annotation, cellular component: cytosolic small ribosomal subunit; ribosome.
GCGCCACAGGGGGCUGAUGCGGCAAACAAUUUGAGUAGCAUCUCGCUUGCGUACGGAUAAAUAAUUUUCCAGUAAGCGCCGUUAUAAGCCAAUACCCUAGCCUAUCCCUCGGCCCUGGUUCGCCGCAUUCGAUCGGAGCUUGACGUUGUUCAAUAGCCAUGGCGGAUACCUCGGACGCGGUGGAUGUGGGCGGAGCCCAGCCGAAGAAGAGAACGUUUAGGAAAUUCUCCUACAGAGGGGUCGAUCUAGACCAGCUCCUUGACAUGGGCACCGACGAGCUCGUCAAGCUUUUCCCUGCCCGCGCUCGGAGAAGGUUUCAGCGUGGUCUUAAGAGGAAGCCCAUGGCUCUAAUCAAGAAGCUUCGCAAAGCAAAACGAGAUGCACCUGCGGGUGAGAAACCUGAGCCGGUGAGGACUCACCUCCGCAACAUGAUAAUUGUUCCGGAGAUGAUUGGAAGCAUUAUUGGAGUUUAUAAUGGAAAAACUUUCAACCAGGUUGAGAUAAAGCCAGAAAUGAUUGGUCACUAUCUGGCGGAGUUCUCCAUCUCAUACAAGCCUGUUAAGCACGGUAGGCCUGGUAUUGGUGCAACCCACUCAUCCAGGUUCAUUCCACUGAAGUAAACGAAAGAUGAGGAAUCUUGGAACAAAGAAACUAAGAAAGAGUUUUUGCUCCUUGUUUUAUAUUGCUUUUUAGAAAUGGUUGCUGAUGAUUUUUCUUACUUUUGAAUUGGUGAUUUAUUACUUCUCAAGAGGGAUGUUUUAGAAUUGAUAUUUCGGGUUUUAUAUUCCAGAUUGAGUAUGAGGUUAUUUUGUAUGAAUUUUCAGGUUACAUUUCCAUGAUUUAACCGUCUUGUCUAAAAUAUUAAUGCCAAGAUAAUGUCUUGGUUAUUAUUGUUAUGCUCUCUGCAUUUUGUUGUUGCUGUUGCUAUUUGGGCAACUAUAUCUGGUAGGCUGUGGCUUCCUAUAAA